AAUGAAGAUGUUUAGAUGGCGGCUAUUCUAGUGAAUUUGGUGUUUGAGUAGAAGUUAUUGAUUGGAUUAAUUACUUUCGAUUUCUCUAUUAUAUUUGUAUGAUACGUCAAAUACAUAUGUACAUUAUUUUAUCCUAAUUCUGACAGGCGAGUUAUUAAAGAAGAUAUUUGAUGUGUGUUUUAGAAUGGCUCCUAGACAACCAUUAGUAGUGGAACAGAACUUAAUACAAAGGAAAAGGAACCCUAUAACAGGAUAUAGAAUUCCCGAUCUUAAUAAAACUGGAGAAGUUGUGAGUGAUGUAACCAAAAAGAAGUGGAAACUUGGCAAGUCAAUUGGUGUUGGUGCGUUUGGAGAUAUAUAUUUGGCCUCGGAUGACAUCACUAAACCAGUAGGAUCUGAAGCAAAAUAUGUUAUAAAAAUGGAGCCACAUAGAAAUGGACCAUUGUUUGUUGAGAUGAACUUCUAUCUACGGGCUGCUACCGAAGCAAUAAUUAAUAGCUGGAUGGCUGAAAAAAGAGUUAAGAGAAUUGGUAUGCCAAAAAUUUAUGGUUUUGGAUCACAUGUCGUGAAGGGAGAAAAAAUGAGGUUUAUCGUUCUUCCCAAGUAUGGUGAUUCUAUUCACAAAGUACUUAUGAGGCACUCCCAAAGAUUCCAUAUUAAAACAGCAUUGACUCUGGCUUGUUAUGUCAUUGAUGUUCUUGAGUAUAUCCAUAGCCAUGGUUAUAUUCAUUCUGAUAUAAAAGCAUUAAAUAUGGUCUUAGGAGAUGAUUUUCCAGUGUACCUGAUCGAUUUUGGCCUAGUUUGCCGAUUUAAAUAUCGAGAUGGUACACACAAAGAGUACAACCCUGACGGGAGGAAGGCUGAUGUUGGCACUCUUGAGUAUUCUGGCAGGGAUGCUCACAUCGGUGUUAUCUCCAGGCGAAGUGACUUAGAAUCUCUUGGUUAUAAUUUAAUUUCAUGGCUUGGUGGAAAACUUCCAUGGGAAGGUUGUACCUUUAGUGAUGUUGUUACCCAGAUGAAGGAAGACUCUCUCAAUAAUAUAGACCAGUUUUUAGAGAAAAUGUUUGGUUCUAAAAAUAUUCCAGGUUGUGGUACAGCUAUAAUUAAAGAAUACUUGGAGUAUGUUUCUCAUUUGGACUACAAUACAGAACCUGAUUACUUAUAUUGUAAAAAGUUAUUUUCUCAAGGUAUUAGAAAUGCCGGUUUUGCAGAUGAUUACAAAUUAACAUUUGAUUCUCACGCAAAGCUUAACAAAAAAGCUAAGAAGAGGGUUCAUGAAAGAGAAAAUUGGAGAGCAGAAAAAAAGAAGAAAGUGUUUUUAGUAGGCAAUAGGAAACCUUGUGCUGUACAUAACCAUAAUUCGAUUAGCCCCAGGAUAACAAGAGCUGUUGACAAAAAAGCAAAGAAGAAACGUCAAAAGAAUUUUGACUGGACCUCUAUUCUUGCUGGACAUCCUGAAAAAGAUUUGAAAAAAGAAAAGGCAAAAGAAGUACCAACUGUGAGCAACUUAAUUCCGCUGACUAGAAAACCAAGGGCUAGUUCAUUGGCUAAUCCAACUUCAGCCAUGUUAAGAGUCAUGGAAAGAAGAAAGCAGCGAUUCUCUGAUUCUUCCAGAAGAAGUAGAAACGAUAGUUGUUCAUUACUGAAUGGUGAAUUGUGUACCCCUGCAAUGGAAGAGAUACUCGUGAAAAAACUUUCUUCUACUUCCUCAUCUACCAGAAUCCUCAGAUCAACAUCCCGUCGCUCUAAACCGCUGAAGUAGGUAGUUUAUUUUGAAGACUACCUCUUCUAGCAAUAUAAACGCUGUCAGUACUAUUCGCCAGUUAUGCCCAGUGUAUAGUGUUGGUAAUUAUAAAAUACAGUAAAAUGAUCUGCUGUUCUCUCCUUUCAAAUUUAUUUGAGAUUAAUAAUUUGUAGUAGACUACUUUUUCCUAAAGAAAACUAAUGAUUCAGUUAGACCUCAGUGAUGGACAAAUUUUUUAAGAUUAUAAAGAUUUUUAACUAAAUAAAAUGUGUACAUUUUUUCUUCAUUAAAUUUGCAAUAUACUGCUUCACAUUACAAGAUAA
Nezara viridula (southern green stink bug) is the source of this 2067-nucleotide messenger RNA. NCBI's taxonomy places the organism in Eukaryota, Metazoa, Arthropoda, Insecta, Hemiptera, Pentatomidae. The record is from the annotation of a GenBank genome assembly.